Messenger RNA from Brassica oleracea var. oleracea, 444 nucleotides. RefSeq names its product succinate dehydrogenase subunit 7A, mitochondrial-like. The annotation marks the transcript as partial. The record is from RefSeq and is a predicted model, not a curated record. Lineage: Eukaryota; Viridiplantae; Streptophyta; Magnoliopsida; Brassicales; Brassicaceae. The transcript has 3 exons.
CUUGUCUCCUUCUAUUCUUCGUCUUCAUCUUCUCCUUCUCUUCUUCGCAUUCACUUCUUCUUCACAAAAAACAACUCGAUUUCAUCUCACCUCCGAUCUUCUUUCCAGAAGAAGGAUGGUGGCGCCUUAUCUCAAUCCCGUCGGGGAUUCCAUGUGGAGCUAGGAGCUCGCGAGAAAGAUCUAUUGGCUGAGAAUGAUGCUCUGAGGAGAUUCAAGUCGCAUAAGAGAGGAAUGCGCCAAUUGAAAAGGGUUGGAGAUGUGAUCACUGAUGUUGUUGUUGCUGGUAUCCACUGCUACACACUCACUGAUUUUUCUGUGAUUCGUUCAAUCACUAGUAAUAGCUGGCAGAUAGAGAUAUCCUUGUGCAUCACUAACAUAUACGUUUGUCACUUACUUGUAACGUUAUUGCGUCAUUGCCCUAUCAUUUAUUUGAUGGAAAGCUAA